AUGGGUGGUGACGAGUUCACUGGGACGAUCCCAAGUGAUAUUGUUAAUAUGCGUAAGUUAGAGAAUUUACUUUUAAAUGAUAACCGACUCUCUGGAACGUUACCAAGUAACCUUGGAAACUUAACGAUGAUAAGUAUACUGUCUUUAGCAAAUAAUAGGUUGCAAGGAACUAUACCCUCAAGUAUUGGAAAUUGCCAAAAUUUGCUGGCAUUAAAUCUCGCUCAAAACAAUCUUAGUGGUACUAUUCCAAAGCAACUCUUUGCAAUUUCCAUGCUGUCAAUUUCACUUAGUUUAGCUCAAAACUUUUUUGUUGGAUCUUUACCAUCAGAGGUUGGCAAUCUUGUCCAUUUAGUUGAUUUGGACAUAUCUGAGAACAAGUUGUAUGGUGAAAUUCCAAGCAGCCUAGGCUCUUGCACUGGCCUUGAGCACCUUAACAUGGAGGGAAAUUACUUUCAAGGUGAGAUUCCAACAUCCUUGAGUUCUUUGAGAAGUAUUGAAGGUAUGGAUCUUUCUAGAAACAACUUGUCUGGUCAAAUUCCAAAUUUCUUGGAGAAGCUUAGCCUAAGGUUCCUGAAUUUAUCCUUCAAUGAUUUUCAAGGAAAGGUUCCAGCAAAAGGAGUUUUCUCAAAUGCUACAGCAAUAUCAGUUGUUGGAAAUAGUAGGGUUUGUGGGGGAAAUUCAGAACUCAAGUUGCCUAGGUGCUUAACUAAACAAGUGAAGAAAAGGAAGUGGUCUUUUGCACUCACAAUGGUAAUUACAGUCGCAUGUGUUCUUCUUGUAGUAACUACAAUGUCAUAUUUCUUAUUUUAUUGGCGCAAAAAUAAAAGAAAGAAUAACUCUUUAGAAUCUUCAUUGGGAAAAUCACUUUUGAAAGUUUCUUACCAAACUCUCCAUAAAGCAACUAAUGGGUUCUCUUUAGCAAAUUUGAUUGGUGUUGGUAGUUUUGGCUUAGUGUAUAAAGGCAUCCUUGGUGAGGAGGGAUCAAUUGUUGCAGUCAAGGUACUUAAUCUUCAGCGUCAAGGAGCUGCUAGGAGCUUCAUCUCUGAGUGUGAAGCUUGGAAAAAUAUUCGUCAUCGAAAUCUUGUUAAGAUCAUAACUUCUUGCUCAAGCAUAGAUUUUAACGGCAAUGAUUUUAAGGCUCUAGUUUAUGAGUUCAUGCCCAAUGGAAGUCUAGAAAAUUGGCUGCAUAUGGAUUUGGAAAUGGAUGUUGAGGAAGUAGAGAUACAAAAUUUGAACCUUGUUCAAAGAAUAAGCAUUGCCACUGAUGUUGCCUGUGCACUUGAUUACCUACAUCACCGCUGCCCAAUGCCGAUUGUUCACUGUGAUCUAAAGCCAAGUAACAUUCUUUUUGAUUGUGAUAUGAAUGCACGUGUUGGAGAUUUUGGGAUUGCAAAAUUUCUUUUUGAACUCACAAAUUCUAAACAAAGUAGCUCAAUUGGAAUAAGAGGAACAAUUGGGUACACUCCUCCAGAAUACGGUCUAGGAAGUGAGGUGUCAACCAAAGGAGAUGUGUACAGUUAUGGAAUCAUGUUGUUAGAGGUGAUAACGGGAAAGAGACCCACAAAUAGUAUGUUUGAAGGAGGCUUUAACCUUCACAACUAUGCUAGCAUGGCCUUGCCUGACCAUGUAAUGGAGAUUAUAGACCCAAAACUUUUAAACAAUGUUGAUGAAAAAGAGGAGUGUUUAAUAUCCUUGGUCAAGAUCGGAGAUGCAUGCACUAUGGAGUUGCCACAAGAACGAUGGGACAUUAGCAAGGCCUUGUCUGAGCUACAUUUGGUCAAGGACAUUCUUCAUGGUGGUAGGAUUUAG
Quercus lobata is the source of this 1809-nucleotide messenger RNA. RefSeq names its product probable LRR receptor-like serine/threonine-protein kinase At3g47570. Gene Ontology annotation, molecular function: protein binding; protein kinase activity; ATP binding. Bases 1 to 1809 code for a protein of 602 amino acids. Lineage: Eukaryota; Viridiplantae; Streptophyta; Magnoliopsida; Fagales; Fagaceae. The record is from RefSeq and is a predicted model, not a curated record. Gene Ontology annotation, biological process: protein phosphorylation. The transcript has 2 exons.